AUGAGAUGCACUGAGAAAGAAAGGGACAAAAAUGCAAGAAAAGCCAAACGGUUAGACAAAGAGUCAAGAAACAUUGAGAAAGAAAGGGACAAAAUAGCAAGACAGGCCAAACGGUUAGACAAAGAGUCAAGAAACAUUGAGAAAGAAAGGGACAAAACAGCAAGGCAAGCAAAACGGCUAGACAAAGAGUCAAGAAACAUUGAGAAAGAAAGGGACAAAACAGCAAGGCAAGCAAAACGGCUAGACAAAGAGUCAAGAAACACUGAGAAAGGGAGGGAAAGAGCAACAAAACAGGUUAAACGAUUAAACAAAGAAAUGAGAUGCAUUGAGAAAGAAAGGGACAAAAUCACAAAGAAAAGAAAGAGAAAUGACCCAAUAUUUAGACUUUCUGAGAAAGAAAGAGAGAGAAAUGCUAAGCAAAAACAAAGAGCAAAUAUAGACAUAAUGAAUAAUGAACAUGACAGAGAUGUCAGAAGAAAAAGGAAGUGUAGGGAAGAUUCUGCAUUUCUUGAAAUGGAACGCAUAAGAAAAUCUGUGAAGAGAAACAAUAUUGACUAUCGUGAGAAUGAACAGUCUAGAGAAAAGAGUGCUAAAGCCCAAAAAAGAAAAGAUCCUCAGUUUUGUAGGAAGGAAAAUAUUGCAAGAAAAUGCAGAAAGAAUGGAACAUCACUUACAAAUGCAAUAUCAGCAUUUAACAAAAGAAUAGAAGAAGGACCAUUAUAUGUAUGUACAUGCUGUCACCAGACCUGGUUUUCUCAUUCAGUUGUUGAUAGCAACUUUCUUAGAAAAAAUUUACCUCCUGAAGAUGUUGCAAAAUUUCUCACCAACUAUGUUUCAAUUGGAGGAAAAGAAUGGAUAUGUUUAACAUGUAAGAAAUCAAUACAAGAAAAGAAAAUGCCAAAGUUGUCAAUAGCAAACCAUGUACAAUUUCCUACCAAACCUGAAGAACUUGAACUUCAUCAGUUAGAAGAACGCCUCAUAGCUUUACGGAUUCCAUUUAUGCAGCUAAGAGAGUUGCCUAGAGGAAGACAGUUAUCUAUCAAAGGAAAUGUUGUUAAUGUUCCAGUAGAUAUCCAACCAACUGUAAACUCUUUGCCAAGACAGUUUAACAAUGAUAUUACAGUGCCAGUCCGCUUAAAGAAGAGACUAAGUUACAAAACUUGUGAUUUUGUGGAAAAUGUGAGACCACAGCAUGUAAUCAUUGCAUUACACUGGUUGAUGAGAAAUAGCCAAAUGUACAAAGAUGCAAAUAUUCAUUUAGAUGAUGAAUGGGAAGCCAGAAUAAAUGCAGAUAGCAGUGAAAUUAUUUCAGAAUAUUUUAACACAAGUACUUCUGGGUGUACUGAAGCAAGGAAUACAAACCUUGAUGGCACAUCAGACAGGUUAGAAGAGAGUCAUUUUGAAGAACUUGAUGAAAGAGAGGGGAAUUCUGGCAGUUGUGACACAUUAUUGGAUGAUGCAAAUCCUGUGCAAGAUCAGGUGUAUACGUUUGCUCCAGGAGAAGGUCAAACCCCAUUGAGUUUGUACACUGAUAAGGAUGCAGAAUUCUUGUCUUUUCCAACCAUUUACUGUGGUCAGAGGAUGGCAUCAAAUGAUGAUCGUGAAGUUAAAGUUCAUUACAGUGAUCUUGUGAAAUGGGAACUAAGAAAUAUUGACAGACGUGCAGCAAACAGUGUGCCAAAUUUAUUUUUCAAAAUGAAGAAAAUUCAAAUGAAGCAAAUAUCAGACAAAGUCAAUCUUGUAUUAAGAAGAUGCAAGGGCACAGAGAAGAAAUUAACAGCUGGUGAUGUUCUCAAUCAGGAAAUACUUGACAAGAUAACAAGAUUAGAUGAGGGAUAUUACAUUUUUAGAACUUUACGGAACAGUCCUCCAUAUCUUGAGGCCAAAAAGAAAGAGUUGUUUGCAAUGAUUAGACAAUUGGGAUUACCAACAUGGUUUGCAUCUUUAUCAGCAGCAGAUACAAGAUGGUCUGAGUUACUCAAAACUCUUGCUCAACUCAAUCUCAAGAAAUCACUAACUGAUGAGGAAAUAGACAAUAUGACAUGGGCUGAAAAAACUGACUUGGUGCAAAAAGAUCCGGUAACAUGUGUUCGCUUUUUUGAUCAUAGAGUACAUGUGUUUAUUAAUACUGUUUUGAAGAAUGAGGAUCAACCUGUCGGGGAACUGAUAGAUUUUUUUUAUCGUGUUGAAUUUCAGCAUAGAGGAUCACCUCACAUUCAUAUGCUCAUGUGGAUAAAACAUGCUCCAAAAUUUAAAGAAGAUCCAGUGUCUGAAAUUGCACAAUUUAUAGACAAGUAUGUGUCUUGCUCUGCAAACUGUGAUGAUGACGAUAGAGAAUUUGUAGAUUUACAAAUUCACAAACAUUCCAGAACAUGUAGGAAAAAAGGAAAAGACAUUUGUCGAUUUGGAUUUCCUCAGCCUCCUAUGGAUUCAACUUUGAUUUUAGAACCUUUAACAGCAGAUGAUCCAGAUUCAAUGAGAUACAAAGAAAUUUUUGCAAAGGUUAAGAAAGAAUUAGCAGAUAUGAAAGAAGGGAAAAGUAUUUCUUUCAAUGAAUUUCUACAUUCACUGAACCUGGAGAAAGAAGAUUACAUAAAGUCAGUCAGGAGUUCCCUUGAUGGACCACAGCUUUUUCUGAAGAGAACCCCUAGUGAAAUAAGAGUUAAUCCUUAUAUGAAAAAUGUUUUAACAGCAUGGCGAGCUAAUCAUGAUUUGCAGUUUGUGUUGGACCCAUAUGCAUGUGCCAUGUACAUAGUGUCCUACAUUAGCAAGUCUCAACGUGGAAUGAGUAAUCUGCUUGAUCAAGCAUGUAAGGAAGCAAGAGAAGGAAAUAUGGAUUUGAAAAAACAGGUUCGACACAUGGGAAACAAGUUCUUGAAUGCAGUUGAGAUAAGUGCACAAGAAGCGUCAUACUUGAAUUUACAAUUGCCCUUAACAAAAAGUUCAAGAGAUGUUGUAUUUAUAAAUACAUCACCACCAGAAGAAAGAACUCUUCUAUUGAAAUGUAAGUCUGCUUUAGAAGAAUUACCAGAGAAUUCCACAGACAUUCAUGCAAGCAGUGUGAUCAAGCGUUAUUCUCAAAGACCAAGGCAACUUGAAAACUGGUGUUUAGCAGACUAUGCAGCAGAACUAGAAAUUGUAUAUCCAAAAGAAUUCAAAGAAAGUGAUGAGCUUCUAGAGCAAAAUGAUGAUUCUGAAGAUGAACAAGAAUUCAGAGAAUUGGAAGAUGAAGAGAUCAAUUCAGAGCUGAUUAGGAUAGUUUUAAAAAAUGGCAUCAUCAUAAGGCAAAGGAGGAAGGCUAAAUGCAUUCGUUAUGUCAACUAUUCCAUCAAAGUUGAUUCUGAAAAUCAUUAUAGAGAAAGGAUUUUGCUUUUCCAUCCGUGGAGAAAGGAAGAAAUAGACAUAAAAGGAAACAAAUCAACAUAUGAAGAAAAAUACAACCAACUGAAGAGUUUUAUCGGUGCUAAAGUAAAGAAGUAUGAACGCAAUGCAGGGGAGUUGGAAGAGGCACAGAGGCAAGCUGAAGAGGCUGAUGUACAAUUUGAUAGAGUUGCACCUAGUGCAGAGCAAACUGAACAAGAAGACUUGGAAGAAGGAAGUAGGGAAAGUGAGGCAUUUGUGUAUUUUGACCCAAAGCGUCCAGAAAAUCACCAGAACUAUGACAUUGGAGUAGAUCUUGGAUUACCUAGUUGUUCUACUAAUGAUGAUCAAACUCUUCAGUACAAAAUGACCAAUGAGUUGUAUUUUCAGUUAGUUAGCAAGUUAAACAAAAAGCAAAUGGACUUCUUUACUCAUGUGCUUCAUUGGAUUAAAACCAAAAAAGAACCACUUAGAGUUUUCCUUACUGGUGGUGCAGGAGUUGGAAAGUCUGUUGUUGUAAGAGCUUUGUAUGAGGCACUCACAAGACACUAUUGCUCUACUGAAGGUGAAAAUCCAGAUGACUGCAAGGUUCUACUUUGUGCUCCAACUGGAAAAGCUGCAUUUAAUAUAAAAGGACAGACAAUACAUUCAGCAUUCAAAAUUCCAGCAAGUCAGGGGUUUAACUGCAAGCCUCUUGAUAGUGAAUCUUUGAACACACUUAGGACAAAGUACAAAUAUUUGUCAACGGUCAUCAUUGAUGAAGUUUCAAUGGUCGGAAAUUCUCAGUUAAAUUGCGUACAUGAGCGUCUGAAGCAGAUAAAAGGGAGCAAGGAAUAUUUUGGAGGUAUCAAUGUAAUUUUGAUAGGAGAUCUUUUCCAGUUAAAGCCAGUAAUGGAUGGAUGGGUUUUCGAUGACUUGAAGAAAAACUUUGGACCAUUGGCAAUAAACUUAUGGCGGGAAUUGUUCACAAUGCAUGAGCUUACAGAAAUAAUGAGACAGAAAGAUGAUGUUCAGUUUGCUGAGUUACUUAACCGUUUACGAGAAGGAAAUCAAUCUGAAGCUGAUAUACAGACGUUGAAGCAGCACUGUGUAGAUGAAUCACAAUCAGAAUGUUUUAGAAAUGUUCCACGAUUGUAUACCAGAAAUGAAAGUGUGAAUGCUUACAACAACCAAGUGUUUCUAUUGGCUCAAGGUGAAAAGGUCAAUAUACCAGCUCAUGAUUCUGUAGUAGGAAGGGAAAAUUUAAUACAGCACUUAAAUUUGCCAGAUGACUCCUCUAAAACAGCUGGAUUGGCUAAAAAUGUUCCCAUAGCACUUGGUCUCCAGUAUGAAAUAACUGCAAACUUAUCUGUUGAGGAUGGGCUUACAAAUGGUACAUCAUGUAGAGUAGAGUACAUAGAUAGGAGACAAGAAAACACUGAAAGACCAAGUAUAAUAUGGGUUUCUUUUGAUGACAGAAAUACUGCAAAAUCAUGGAGAUAUCAGUAUAGACAUCUCUUUGGGCAUGAAGUAGAUAAGUCUUGGACACCAAUAUUUGAUGUGAGAAGGAGCUUUCAGUACCUGCGACACACUGUUGUUCGUAUACAAUUUCCAUUGCGACUUUCUGCAGCCAAGACUGUACACAAAUCUCAGGGGGACACAAUGGAUCAAGCUGUUAUCAAUCUCGAUAUGAAUCCAAAAUUUUCAUUGCCACACAUUCACUAUGUUGCACUAAGCAGGGUUACGAAGAUUACAGGACUUCAUAUCUUGAGUUUAAAUGAAAACAAAAUGUGUGCAUCUGAGAAGGUGAAAAAAGAAAUGUGUAGACUACGGACAGAAGCAACAUUACAAUUAUGUUUUCAGCCGAUAGAUUCAACAAACAACCAGACCAUAAACAUUGCAUUUCAGAAUGUAAGAUCACUGCAUGCCCAUUUUGCAAGUUUCAAAAAUGAGCCAAAUCUUCAACGGUGUCAUAUCAUAGGAGUAGCUGAAACUUGGUUGACAGCAUCAGAUGAAAAUGAAGAUUAUGAAUUGGAGAAUUACAGCAUGUUCAGGUUGGAUUUUGCAUUAAAUCAGCAAUGUGCCAGACCCCAUAGAGGCAUUAUUACAUACAUUAGAAAUGACUGUCAAAUCAUUAAUCAUGUGAGCCACUCAGACAAAGACUUGGAAUGGCAGUACAGUGAAGUAAAGUUUAAAAAUGAGAAUUAUCAAGUUGUUGUGCUAUAUAGAAGUCCUGGAUCUACUGUUGAAAGAGCAAAAAACAACUUUAUGAACAAAUUGUCCAAAGUAGUUAAGAAUCAGCAGAAUAUAGUCAUUAUUGGGGAUUUCAAUAUAGAUCUAUCUCAUGGAGGCUCUUCAGUGGCUACAUACAUGUCUGCAGCUUUCAGUUGUAAUCAGAUUGUGUCAAAGUCAACCCAUUCUUCUGGAUCAUUGAUAGACCAUAUUUACACAAAUGUGACAUGUCAUAUUAUCACUGAUGUCAUAGAAAGUGUUUAUUCUGACCACAAAGUAAUAUAUACAUCUUUAGCUAGAGAUAUUUAA
This is a messenger RNA of Saccostrea cuccullata (small rock oyster), 5880 nucleotides long. RefSeq lists its product as uncharacterized. Gene Ontology annotation, molecular function: DNA helicase activity. The record is from RefSeq and is a predicted model, not a curated record. Lineage: Eukaryota; Metazoa; Mollusca; Bivalvia; Ostreida; Ostreidae. The transcript has a single exon. Gene Ontology annotation, biological process: telomere maintenance; DNA repair. The coding region runs from base 1 to 5880 and encodes 1959 amino acids.